Molecule: messenger RNA, 2136 nt
Organism: Colletotrichum scovillei
Lineage: Eukaryota; Fungi; Ascomycota; Sordariomycetes; Glomerellales; Glomerellaceae
Product: leucine carboxyl methyltransferase
Exons: 6
Coding region: 1-2136 (711 amino acids)
Biological process (GO): tRNA methylation; wybutosine biosynthetic process
Molecular function (GO): tRNA methyltransferase activity; protein binding
Source: RefSeq, a predicted model, not a curated record
AUGGCUCCCUCUACCCAGGACGUUCGAAAGUCUCGGGCUUCAGACGAUUUGAUCAUGGCCACAAACAAUAGUUCUAUCGUCUCAAAACGCAGUGUCGAACAUCUUUACUAUCCUGACGAGCCUCACUACUUUCGUUUCUUCGUGAAAAAUUUCCGGAGAAGGGCGCCUCUCGUCAAUAGAGGCUAUCAUCUUAGACUCAAGGUUAUCGACACCCUAGUUCGCCGAUUUCUCCAAAAACAAUCAAACCGAAAGAAGGUCGUCGUGAAUCUUGGCUGUGGAAGCGACGUUCUGCCGUGGCAGUGUCAAGUGCGCUAUCCCGAUUCAUGCCAAGAUGUUACUUUCCUCGAUGUCGACUACCCAGAUCUUAUUCAGAAGAAGCGGCAGAUAGUGCUCGAGACCCCCGAGCUGCAAGACCUGAUGGGGACUUGGGAGGUAAAUGACGAUUCCCCAAUCGUCCUCAAAAGCCAGAAGUACUGUCAAGUGGGAUGCAAUCUCCAGCAGCUCUCGGUUCUGCAGAGUUGUCUCGACACGCUCUUCGACGUGCCAAACACCGAAUUCCUGUUCGUGGCCGAAGUUUCCAUUACUUACAUGGACACGAAAGGUGCAAAUGGAGUCAUCGAGUGGGCAGCCACUGUUGGAAAUGCUGAAUUCUGUUUACUGGAGCAGAUCCUGCCAGAUGGGCCUGAUCAUCCUUUUGCUCACACGAUGCUUGGGCACUUCAACAAGAUGAACGCUCCACUCAAGUCGGUCCAACGCUAUCCCACUGUGGCCAGCCAGGAGAAGCGAUUUCAGUCUCUUGGCUGGCCAUCAGCUGAGAGUUGGACACUCUGGGAAGCUUGGUCUGAUAAUUUGUUCAUGACUGCUGCAGAGAGGCGAGCCCUCGACUUGGUUGAGUCCUUUGACGAGUUGGAGGAGUUUGCUCUCUUCGCCAGCCAUUACUUUGUCAUCCUUGCUACAACUCCGAGGUCUGAAGCCCAGGGCCACGUGUCCAAGGUCCAUGAAGAAGCCGUCAUUUCAUCCUUCCAAUGUCCGAUGACCAUGAGCGCCUACGACUCUGCUCAGGGGCACCGCCGGCUCGGCGCCGCAAUGCUUGUCAGAGAGCCCAACAGCGGUGAAUUCAUCUCUCACAACUUCGGUCAGGGGCCUGUUGGACGAAUGAAUUCUGAGGAUCUAUACCAAAUUUCUAGCCAGCCAGUGGCUCCUCUCCCAUCCGCCAAUAUGCCCUCUGCCAGAGUAUGCCAUAGCCUUACGGACUUAGGCAACGCUGGUGUUCUUCUCGCGGGCGGUCGCGCGUCCCCCUCAACGGCGUUCGGAGACUGCUGGCUAUUCAACAAGCAACUUUCUGCCUGGGAACGAACAAAGAAUCUGCCCGUUCCCCUUUUCAGGCAUUCUGUUACUCGACUGGGUUCUUCGACCCUUGCCCUCCUCGCCGGCGGUAGGAAGAACCACUUCGAAACGUCAGCCGAAUACUUCCUGUUUGACCCUGCAAAGGGUUGGGAAGAAUGCCAUGUACAGUCUGCGCCACCUGCACUUUACAGUGCUACAUUUGUCUGCGUAGGCGAAGUGGGAUCUCGAGCUUUCACGGGUUUCCUGUCCGGGGGCAGCCUUGAGGAUAGCGUCAUCAACCAGAAACUUUACACUUGGAGAUUGGACAUUUCUGCACCCGAGCCCGUACUUUCGUUUCAGCAACGAAUUCCCAAGGAUGGGGGACUGCCCGGUGCUCUUGCCAGGCUUGGCUCUUUCGCUAUUCAGUCUCUUGGUCACACUCUAUUGCUUGGCGGAGUGAUUGAGGGGGUCCAGCUUCCAUCAGUAUACGACAUCAUCGUUCUCAAAGCAACGGUAACAGAGGUCAGUGUGGUGGCCAGGCUUGAUGGCACAGACAGCUCCGGCGUGAUGCGCCCCUUUCUGAUGGGGUCUUCCGUCGUGCACUAUGGAGAUGGAAAGCUCGCCAUCCUCGGAGGUGGCGCAACGUGUUACGCCAUGGGAACUUUCUGGUCUCCUGGAAGCUACAGCUUCCGCUUCGAUCCAAAGCUUUUACCUCAGCACGGCACAGGGCAAGCAGCCUCACGACCCGAGCCGGUCCAAUACCAGGAGACGAUUGAGUUCUCGGAGAGCGAGAAGAGGCCCGUCGAAUAG